This is a messenger RNA of Schizosaccharomyces octosporus yFS286, 1891 nucleotides long. RefSeq names its product transcription factor TFIIH complex subunit Tfb4. Lineage: Eukaryota; Fungi; Ascomycota; Schizosaccharomycetes; Schizosaccharomycetales; Schizosaccharomycetaceae. Gene Ontology annotation, biological process: regulation of DNA-templated transcription; nucleotide-excision repair. The coding region runs from base 570 to 1466 and encodes 298 amino acids. The record is from RefSeq and is a predicted model, not a curated record. The transcript is spliced from 2 exons. Gene Ontology annotation, cellular component: transcription factor TFIIH core complex; transcription factor TFIIH holo complex.
AGUAGCUUCAACGUCAACAAUUAAUAAGUAUCGACUUUAUAGUGAAAAUCAUCGAGUUAGUUAAUGUAUUUUCGUAAGACAUUAGAAAAUGAUUCUGUGCAUACAGAUGAAUUUUUGCUUGAUUUUCUAGAGAAUAAAGAUUCCAUUGUUCUUGUUUCUUUUUUUGUUCUAAACGCUGUUCCCGAAAUCUGUAUCGCCGACGCAAUUUGUCCCUAUCCUUGUAAGUGACUAUACAUAUAUGAGGCUAAUAGUACAGAGCAAAAUUGGAAUUUAAAAUACGUACUUGCUUCCUGAUGAAUUCAAACCAAGUUCUUCCAAUGCUAGUCUAAGUUCUUCAACCGUCGACGGUGACUUUCUACUCAUGGUAUGGUCGAGUUGGCAUUUUGAUGAUAGCUUUUCACAUUUCCUCGAACUUAAGACAGAACGUGCAUAUAUAUAUUUGUAAUUUUAUUUUUCUAUAAAAAAAGGAAAAACAAAGUAUUUAUAAUUAAUUAAUCAAAGCUUUCCAGCCUUUAAGGUCUUUGUAUGAGAAGAAGUAUCAGCAAAGGAAGUUCCAGGCAUCAGUUCGGAUGGAGGAUUUUUCUACAUUAAAGCAACCUACAGGAGCUUGGGAAGCGUCUGAAGAAGCUUCCGAUACUCCUAGUUUACUCGUGGUUAUAUUAGAUGCGAAUCCAGCUUCUUGGUAUUCACUUUCUAAACGUAUACCCGUUUCAAAAGUAUUGGCAGAUAUUAACGUCUUUUUAAACGCACAUUUGGCAUUUCAUCAUGAUAACCGAGUUGCUGUUCUGGCUUCUCAUUACAACAAAGUUGAAUAUCUAUAUCCGAAACCAGAGACCGAAGAAACUGUUCCUUUGUUAGAUUCUGCGAAGGAAGCAAAUACAUAUCGAAAGUUUCGAGAGGUUGAUGAUUUUGUUCUCACCGGAAUGAGGCGAUUGAUGCAUUCUACGUCAAGUAUAUCCAAAAAAACGCUGAUGUCUGGCGCGCUAUCCCGUGCGCUAGCUUAUAUAAACCAAGUGCAAAAUCAAAAAUAUAUCCGAUCCAGGAUAGUUAUUUUUUCAUUGACUGGUGAUGUGGCUCUUCAGUAUAUCCCUACAAUGAAUUGCAUCUUCUGUGCACAAAAGAAGAACAUUCCAAUUAGCAUAUGUAACAUUGCAGGAGGAACACUCUUUCUCGAACAAGCUGCAGAUGCAACAGGAGGAAUUUAUUUAAAAGUCGAUAACCCCAAUGGUUUAUUGCAGCAUUUAAUGAUGACUUUGUUUCCUGAUCAAAAUCUUCGGAAACAUCUCAAUACACCAAAUCAGGCAAAUGUUGAUUUUCGGGCUACUUGCUUUUGUCAUAAAAAUGUUUUAGAUAUCGGUUUUGUUUGUUCAGUAUGCUUGUCUAUCUACUGCGAACCAAGAGAGUUUUGCUCAACUUGUCAAACUAAAUUUACUCCUAGCACAUUAUCCAAACGAAAAUUUUCAUAAUUUAUAACUUUGGAUUAUUUGUUAACGAGUUGGUUAAUGAGCCAAGUACGCUGACAACUGGUGAGAAAGCAAUAAAUUAUCAACGAGUUUUGUUUUAUGAAUAAUUAGAUAUCAAGCGUACAUAAACAGCACGGCCUAGAGUUCCCCUUGAUAGUACUGAUUAGUUUCAAUCGGAGAGGGUGUAUACAAGUCUGCAUUGCAUGGUUGCAAUCUUGAAAUGGAUAUGAUAGAAAAAGAACACUAGAGAGACUUUAGGAACUAACUGCUUAAUGAACGUUAUUACAAUUCUUUUUGAAUUAAAUUUAAUUUCAGCUAUAUUUUCAAAACAAACAAUAGCAAUUUUCAUCUUCGUCCUCCCUAAUAUUAAUAUUAAACCAAUUUCUAUUCAUUAAUCGCAACAGAUUUUUAUUAGUGCAUUACCACCA